Chanos chanos (milkfish) is the source of this 522-nucleotide messenger RNA. RefSeq names its product gamma-crystallin M2-like. The coding region runs from base 1 to 522 and encodes 173 amino acids. The record is from RefSeq and is a predicted model, not a curated record. Gene Ontology annotation, biological process: visual perception; lens development in camera-type eye. Gene Ontology annotation, molecular function: structural constituent of eye lens. The transcript has 3 exons. Lineage: Eukaryota; Metazoa; Chordata; Actinopteri; Gonorynchiformes; Chanidae.
AUGGGGAAGAUCAUCUUCUACGAGGACAGGGACUACCAGGGGCGUUCAUACGAGUGCAGUGAUGACUGCACUGACCUGUACUCACACUUCAGCCGCUGCAACUCCAUCAAGGUGGAGAGUGGCUGCUGGAUGUUGUAUGAACGAGCAAACUACAUGGGUUACCAGUACUUCCUGCAGAAGGGAGCAUAUCCACAUUUCCAACACUGGAUGGGCUUCAACAACUGCAUUAGGUCCUGUCACAUGAUCCCUCAGCACCAAGGCUCCUAUAGAAUGCGGAUAUAUGAAAGAUCAGACUUCAGAGGUCAGAUGAUUGAGUUCACUGAGGACUGCCCUUCAGUGUACGACCGCUGCCGUUUCUCUGACAUCUAUUCCUGCAACAUCAUGGAUGGCUAUUGGCUGUUCUAUGAACAUCCUAGUUUCAGGGGCCGUCAGUACCUGUUGGGUCCCGGUGAAUAUAGGCAGUAUUAUCACUGGAGGUCUAUGAGCCCCAGAAUAGGAUCCUUCAGACGCAUCACCUACUAA